Molecule: messenger RNA, 1701 nt
Organism: Neohortaea acidophila
Lineage: Eukaryota; Fungi; Ascomycota; Dothideomycetes; Mycosphaerellales; Teratosphaeriaceae
Product: putative sugar transporter
Exons: 4
Coding region: 1-1701 (566 amino acids)
Biological process (GO): transmembrane transport
Cellular component (GO): membrane
Molecular function (GO): myo-inositol:proton symporter activity
Source: RefSeq, a predicted model, not a curated record
AUGUCCGAGGCGGAGAUCAAGGACGCCGUCCGCUCGGGCUCCGUCCCCGCCAUCCACAGCCAGCAAGAAGCCUUCAACAUCGCCAAGGUAGGCGGAUGGGAAGCGGAUGCGCUGGUCGGGCAGCUCGAGGAGCAGAUCCGGCAAGAGGGCGGCGAAAAGCGAAGCUUUUUCCACCUCGAGUUCAAGGAUCCCAAGCAUUUCACUUGGCUGCUUGUCGCCUUUGCCUCCAUGGGUGGCUUGCUGUCCGGCUUGGACCAGUCGCUCAUCUCGGGCGCCAAUCUUUUCCUUCCCAAGGAUUUGGGCCUCUCUACUCAGCAGAAUAGUCUUGUUAACUCUGGCAUGCCUCUCGGCGCCGUGGCCGGUGCUCUCAUCUUGUCGCCAUGCAACGAGUACUUUGGCCGUCGCAUGUCGAUCAUCAUCAGCACAAUCAUCUACACCAUCGGCGCAGCGCUGGAAGCGGGCAGCAUCAACUACGGCAUGAUCAUCGCCGCCCGCCUGAUUCUCGGCGUCGGCGUGGGAUUGGAGGGCGGUACCGUCCCCGUCUACGUCGCCGAAACCGUCGAGCGCCGCCUUCGAGGCAAUCUCGUCAGUCUGUACCAAUUCAACAUCGCCCUCGGCGAAGUCCUCGGCUACGCCGUCGCCGCCAUGUUCAUCAGCGUGCCGGGCAACUGGCGCUACAUCCUCGGCAGCUCGCUGGUCUUCAGCACCAUCAUGUUCGCGGGCAUGCUCUUCAUGCCCGAGUCGCCGCGUUUCCUCAUGCACAAGGGCCGCACGCUCGAUGCCUUCCGCGUCUGGCGGCGCAUCCGUGGCACCGAGAGCGCCGAGAGUCGCGAAGAGUUCUUCGUCAUGAAGGUCAGCCUUGAGGAGGAGGAGCGCGAGAUUCAUGCUGGUUCUAAUGGCCGACGCUUCCCGUGGAUGGACUUCUUCACCAAGCCGCGUGCGAGAAGGGCGAUCGUCUAUGCCAACAUCAUGAUUUUCCUCGGACAGUUUACGGGUAUCAAUGCUAUCAUGUACUACAUGUCCGUCCUGAUGUCUCAAAUCGGCUUCAACAAGUACCAAGCCAACUACAUGAGUUUAGUCGGAGGCGGUUCGCUGCUCAUCGGCACCAUCCCCGCCAUCUUCCUCAUGGAACGCUUCGGCCGCCGUUUCUGGGCCAUCGCAACUCUCCCAGGCUUCUUCAUCGGUCUCGUGCUCGUGGGCGCAAGCUACCAUGUGAACGGUACCGCCGGCACCGAAGCCGUCUACCUCACCGGCCUCAUCAUCUACGAGUUGUUCUUUGGCUCCUACGCGUGUUUGACAUGGGUUAUUCCGUCGGAAGUCUACCCCACGUACCUCCGAAGCUACGGCAUGACUUCCAGCGACGGCUGGCUCUUCUUGUCCUCCUUCAUCGUCACCUAUAACUUCAGCGCCAUGCAAAAGGCCUUUUCCAAGACAGGCCUAGCACUCGGCUUCUACGGCGGCAUCGCCGUCCUCGGCUGGUUCUACCAAAUCUUCUUCAUGCCCGAGACGAAAGGCAAGACGCUGGAGGAGAUCGACUUGAUCUUCCAGAAGCCCACACGCCAGAUUGUGCGCGAGAACAUGGCCAGCUCGAUGGAGACGACGAAGGAUUUCUUCGCGGGGCGCUGGGGCCGGGUGUUCAACGGGGGCCCCCAGAGGGGUUUGAGCGUAACGGAGGUGGAUCAUGAGGAGAGGAAGUUUUAG